Messenger RNA from Syzygium oleosum, 2407 nucleotides. Its product is annotated as factor of DNA methylation 4-like. Gene Ontology annotation, biological process: gene silencing by siRNA-directed DNA methylation. Bases 179 to 2119 code for a protein of 646 amino acids. The transcript has 8 exons. The record is from RefSeq and is a predicted model, not a curated record. NCBI's taxonomy places the organism in Eukaryota, Viridiplantae, Streptophyta, Magnoliopsida, Myrtales, Myrtaceae.
AAACGGCAAAGUGCGGAAAAAAGCAUGAGGUUUCUUCAAAUGCGUAUAUCGCGGACGUCCAGCGCCUGACCAAUCGCAGGGAAGAACGACGAUCGCGCUCUGCGUUUCUCUCGCCGGAGCUCCCUUUUUCUCCUUCGUCCCUCGUCUCGUUCGCCUCAUCACGUUCCGAGGAACGAAAAUGUCCCGCAGAGAAGACAAAGGAACAAGAAAAAGGAGGUCUGAGCUGGAGGAGUAUGAAGAUCGAUAUUAUCAAGAAUUGAAAGGACGUUCGAUUAGGAUUAAUGUUUCUGAUUCUCUUUAUAAGUGCCCUUUCUGCAGAAGUGCACAAAGGCGUGACUAUUGUUAUGAAGAUCUUUUAAAGCACGCCUCGCGCAUUUCUAAGGACUCGAAGGGGAUUAGUACAAAGGAGAUUGGCAAGCACUUGGCGUUGGAGAGAUACCUUAGAAAGCACUUCUCUAGGAAAGUUAAUGCCGAAGAUUCCACCAACAUAGGACUGUCUUCGGCUAAGAACGAUCAGCAGUUGAGACUCUCUUCGGCUAAGAACGAUCAGCAGUUAAGACUCUCUUCAGCUAAGAACGAUCAGCAGUUUGUCUGGCCCUGGAUGGGUGUAAUUGCGAACAUUAAGACUGAAGUUAAGGAUGGAAGAUUUGUUGGAGAGAGUGGUACCAAACUCAGGGAGGAGUUGGAAAAGAAAGGAUUCAACCCUGUGAGGGUGCAGCCCUUGUGGAACUACCAGGGUCAUUCGGGACUAGCAGUUGUUGAGUUUAAUAAGGACUGGGUGGGCUUCUGUAAUGCGAUAGCUUUUGAGAAAAGUUAUGAGACUGAGCGCCGUGGGAGGAGGGACUUUUAUGUCUCUAAGGACAGGGGAGACAAGCCGUUUGGUUGGUUGGCAUAUGAUGAUGAUUACUAUUCAAAAGGCAUACUGGGAGACCACCUUAGAAAGAAAGGGCACUUGCGAACUUUGUCUGAUAAAGAGGCUGAAGAACAACGCAAACGGUCAAUGCUUGUUGCUGACUUACAGAAGACGUUGGAGAUCAAGAGUUCGCGACUUCUAGAGAUGGAGAGCAAGUACAAUGAAACAAAGCAUUCUCUCGACAAUUUAGUGACACAAAAGGAUGAAAUGCUGAGGGCUCAUAAUGAAGAAAUAAAAAAGAUGCAGCAGAAUGCCCGGAAUAAUCUUGAGAAGAUAUACCUGGAGCAUGACAACGUGACGCUGCAUUUGCAAGCUCAAAAACGCAAGCUUCAGCAGCGGGAACAAGAGUUGGAAUUGCGAGAGUUUCAAAAUGAAGGCAAGAGGGCAAAGCUUAGACAUGAUAGGGAAAUGGUUGAAAGGGCAUUUUUGGAGCAGCAGAAGGUGGACAAUAAUUUCAUGAGGCUGGCAGAAGAUCAGAAGAGCGAAAAGGAGAAACUUCACAGGAAAAUUUUUGAGCUUGAAAGAAAACUCGAUGAUAAACAAUCGUUGGAAUUGGAGAUUGAGCGCAUGAGAGGCGCUCUGCAAGUUAUGAAACACAUGGAGGAUGAUGAAGACGUGGACCUCAAACAGAAGAUGAAGGAGAUUGAGGAAAGCUUAAAGGAAAAGGAAGAAGAGAUGGAGUUCAAUGAAGAACUUAGUCAAACGCUCAUUGUUAAGGAGCGGAAGACCAAUGACGAAUUGCAGGAUGCUCGCAAGGAGCUGAUUAAAACAUUGAGGAAUAAUACAAGUCGUGCCAUGAUUGGGGUCAAAAGGAUGGGAGAACUUGACAGCAAGCCGUUCCUCAUAGCAGCAAAAAGAAAAUUUGCCGCGGAAGAAGCAAAUGAAAAGGCCAUUAUGCUCUGUUCUAAGUGGGAAGACCAUCUCAGAGAUCCUGAAUGGUACCCCUUUAAGGGCAUAACAGAUGGAGAGCAUCGCAAGGAAAUUAUAGAUGAAGAAGAUGAAAAGCUAAAAGCCCUUAAGGAUGAGUACGGUGAUGAGGUCUUCAAGGCAGUAUCAAAGGCCAUCGAAGAGCUGAAUGAGUACAAUGGCAGUGGCAGGUACAUCGUGCCCGAGCUGUGGCAUUUUAGAGAAGGAAGAAAAGCAUCUCUUAAAGAGGGAGUUGCUUACCUUCUCAAGCAAUGGAAACCCCGGAAGAAGAGAAAUUAGAGACUCUUAAGGUACUCAGGUGGGGAGUUUGGCAUCUUCAUCAUCCUACUUGUUGCGGAAACACAUCUCAUGAUGCAGUUGUUGAGUACUGAUACUUGAUUUCUAAAGCUGACUGGAGGUAGAUUCUAGGAGUAGAAUUAGGCCAUUUGAAGUAGACGUACUUGCCGUUCCCUUCAAUUAGACUAAAAGGGGAAAAAACAAUCUUCCCUUUGACUUUAUGAGGUGUAUUUACAAUUUGAUUCCUCUCUAUCAAUGACUAUCAUAGCUGCAUCGUUUGCUAUGUGCAAA